Molecule: messenger RNA, 1062 nt
Organism: Sclerotinia trifoliorum
Lineage: Eukaryota; Fungi; Ascomycota; Leotiomycetes; Helotiales; Sclerotiniaceae
Source: the annotation of a GenBank genome assembly
ACCGCGCAACCUUACUGCAACAAGCUCAACAACACUUAACCUGAAAUUUAAACAUCAACUGAGGUAGAAGACCCUGGCAUUAUGGCGCCGUUACAGAUUCCGUACUUUCGGAACGCGAAUGAAUUACCUGCACCACUUCCAACCACAGAGGAAAUUCUUGCCUCGAAAGAAAUUCUGAAAGGAGCUGACGCAUGGGCAUUCAAGAAGGUUGUUGGUGUUGGAGAGCAUUCUUUUGUGAAAUAUAGUCAAUAUAAUCGCCAAGUUGAAGGACAAUCUACUCUUACUCGAGAACAAUGGUAUCAGAGGUUGUGUGCCUCGCAUAUAUGCCAUGUGGAAGGGCGACAAUGGCCAGCUAUUUCUUGUGAUGGAAAGGCUACGUGGGGAAGCGCUCGAGUCCAUCUGGCCAGCUCUUGGGCCCUCGGAAAAAACAGUUAUUCUGUCGAAGCUUAAGGAUAUCCUUUCUCGAACCAGAAAAAUACCACAUCGGAAUAUUUUCGGAUCAGUUGAUGGAGGGCCUGUCCCUCACCAUCUCUUCUACUCGUCCGUGAACGACGCUCAAGUAUCGGGUCCUUUUAAGACAGAGCGCGCUUUUGUUCGAGGAUUGAUUGCACGAUCGCGAUGGGAAGCCGAAAAAAAUCAAAAACAUUCUUAUUUGGCAGACUUCUUCGAAGAACAGUUAUUAGGCGUCCUUACCGUUAUGAAUCGAAAACCCGUGUUCACACAUUCUGAUAUUCAGCGAAAGAACAUUUUAGUGGAGAGACUUACGGGAAACACAUGUGGUGAAGAGUUUGGUGUAUCAGUUGUUGACUGGGAGUCGGCGGGUUGGUAUCCGGUUUGGUGGGAACAUGUUGCUGCAUUUUUCGCGUUUUAUUGGAGUGAUGAUUGGUGUAGUAGGGUAGUGGAAGCGGUAGAUGAUUAGCCUGCUGAGGCGGCGAUGAUGAAAAUGAUAUAUCAGGAUUUGUUUUGAAGGGUGCACUGCAUGCACGUGUUUGGUGGGUGAUCAUUCAAUUUUUGCAAGAUCUUAUAUAGAUGGUGGUAUUGAUGUGGAUAUCAUUGCAUGAA